Molecule: messenger RNA, 2856 nt
Organism: Prunus armeniaca (apricot)
Lineage: Eukaryota; Viridiplantae; Streptophyta; Magnoliopsida; Rosales; Rosaceae
Source: the annotation of a GenBank genome assembly
AUGAUGGCAUCUUCCGGAGCAUCUAAUGCACCCUCGGAGAUUGGGAGAGAGAGUUCGUCGUCGUUGAAGCGUGCUUCAAGUGAUGUGGGCUGGGAGUUUGGGGUUUUGGCGGAUCCUACAAACUUGGAUAAGUUGAAGUGUAAGCUGUGUGGGAAACUUGUUAGUGGUGGCGUAUAUAGAAUCAAGCAACAUGUAGCCCACAUUAAGGGAAAUGUAGCCCCGUGCCCAAGGUCUUCGGAUGAGGAUAAAGCCAAAUGUAAAGCUGCAUUAGAAGAAGCAAAAAAUAAGAAUAGACAAGGGAGUGGACGCAAAGGGGAAGUGGGGGAAGAACUUGAGCUUCAACAAAUUGGAAAAGAAGAUGAAGACAUUGAAGUUUUGACGCAAAGAACACCUGAAGUGCAUCAAUCUUUGGCUGAAUGGGUGUAUGAGUCUGGCAUUCCUUUUGAUGCUAUUGAUAAUGAUAGCUUCAAAAGAUUUGUGGAAGUGGUUGGCCAAUUUGGCCCGGGUUACCGACCUCCAAGCCAAUACCAAUUAAGGGAGCUAGUCUUCAACUCAUCAUCUUCCAUAGCUACCAACUCAGAAUCCAAAGACAGCCCAUCAUCACAGUCGCCUCAACUUGAAACCCCAAUUAGUUGGCCUCCUGAUGGCAAGCUCACCCUCAACUGGGUCCUUAACCUAAUGUCCGUCUUUGACUGGGCUUCUAGAGAUCUUGAGCCGACCCAAUUGCCAGACGUGUUUCCUGUCGAGGUUUGUGAUUGUCUGGUCCUCUGUGCCUCCAAGAUCCUCCACAAAGAGCCCAAUUGCGUCACCAUUGACAACUUAACCCCUGAAUCCACAGUCAUCGUCGUCGGAGACCUUCACGGGCAGUUGCACGACCUUCUUUUCCUUCUCCAUGAUGCUGGCUUUCCCUCAGAAAAUCGAUUCUACGUCUUCAAUGGUGAUUAUGUUGACAGAGGUGCUUGGGGUCUCGAAAGUUUCUUAAUUUUGUUAGCUUGGAAAGUGUUUAUGCCAGAAAGGGUGUAUCUUUUGCGAGGAAAUCACGAAUCAAAGUAUUGCACUUCUGUUUAUGGUUUUGAGAAGGAAGUGCUGACAAAGUAUGGUGAUAGAGGCAAGCAUGUGUAUCGUGAAUGCCUUGGGUGCUUUCGAGGUCUUCCGUUGGCUUCCAUCGUUGGUAAACAUGUGUACACUGCACAUGGAGGUUUAUUUCGACACAUGUCUGCUAUUCCCAAGAAAUCAAAGGGAAAGAAGAGUCGUAUGAUAGCUUGCAAUCCUGAAACCAGUUCAUUAUCUUUGGGCUCUCUUGAAGAAUUAAACAAGGCCCGAAGAUCAGUUCUUGAUCCUCCAUGGAUUGGUUUCAACUUGAUUCCUGGUGACGUGCUGUGGUCAGAUCCCUCGAUGACUCCAGGACUUUCGCCAAAUACAGAGAGAGGCAUUGGUUUACGUUGGGGUCCUGAUUGCACUGAGAAAUUUCUCAAGGAAUUUCAACUCAAGUUGAUUAUUAGAUCACAUGAAGGCCCUGAUGCACGGGAAAAGAGGCCAGGUCUUGGUGGAAUGGAUGAAGGGUACACCAUCGAUCACAUUGUGGAGUCAGGAAAGCUCAUCACUUUGUUUAGUGCUCCAGACUACCCACAAUUUCAGAACACAGAGGAGAGGUACAAAAAUAAAGGUGCUUACAUUAUCUUGGAACCCCCUAAUUUCGAUGAUCCUAUAUUUCAUAGUUUCAAAGCAAUUACUCCAAGACCAAAGGCGGAUCCCUUUUACAAUUUUGAAGAAGUGAUUGAUUCUGAUGAAGAGUUGGACUUGGCAUCAAUGUCAGAAGAAGAAAGAUUGCGUGAUCAAAGAGAGAGGGAGCAAUUGGAGCAGAAUACAAGGGAACGGGAUACAGCAGCUACACGAAAGUUAACGGAGAGAAAAUUAACACGAAAAGAAGAAGAGGAGGCUAUUCGGAAAAGCAAUGCAUUGGAGCGGAAUGACCUUGAAGAUUUAAGUUACAAGAAACAAAUAUACGAGCUGGUGAAGAAGAGGUCAGAUGAGGUUGAGGAUACCACUGAGUACAGGAUGCCAGAUGCGUACGAUGAAGAGGGUGGUGUUAAUCAGGAAAAGAAAUUUUCUGUCACUGUGCAACGCUACAGGGUCCUCAGUGCCGGGGAUAAAAUGAACCCAUUUGCAGAAGAGGAAGCUUGGGAGGAUCACCAAGUUGGAAAAGCAACGCUGAAAUUUGGUUCAAAAAACAAGAAACAAUUAUCUGAUGAGUAUCAAUUUGUAUUUGAGGAUCAGAUUGAUUUUAUCAAGGCAUCAGUGAUGGAUGGUGAUGAGUUUGAUGAUGACGGGCAACCCUCUGAGGUACUUGAGUCGAAAGCGAAAACGGCCUUAGAGAAGCUCCAGGAUAUUGCUCUAUUGAGACCGGAUCUCAAACUGCUUAUCUCAAGUGCAACGCUUGAUGCUGAGAAGUUCAGUGAUGAUUUUGAUUCUGCUCAAUUUUCAAAAUUCCAGGGAGGCGGACUGGAGACUGGAAUGGAGUCAUUGCUAGUUACUCCCAUCUCAAAGGCAUCAGCAAUGCAGAGGGCAGGUCGAUCUGGUCGAACGGGUCCUGGAAAGUGCUUCCGGUUAUUUACUGCCUACAAUUAUUACAAUGAUUUAGAUGAUAACACAGUACCAGAAGUACAAAGAACUAAUCUUGCAAAUGUUUUGCUUACGCUGAAGUGCCUUGGUAUUCAUGACUUAUUACACUUUGAUUUUAUGGACCCUCCACCAUCUGAAGCAUUACUAAAAGCCCUGGAACUGUUAUUUGCACUAAGUGCAUUAAAUAAAGUGGGUGCUUCCGAGAUGGGUUAUAUACCAAUCAUGAAUUGGUAA